AUGCAGGAACACUCUUAUCGAUUAGAGAGAGGGACCACCAGGGCGGGGAGGGGGCGAGGGGAAACUGGAGAUGAAGAUGGAGAUGGAGAUGAAGAUGAAGAUGGAGAUGGAGAUGGAGAUGGAGAUGGAGAUGGAGAUGGAGAUGGAGAUGGAGAUGGAGAUGGAGAUGGAGAUGGAGAUGGAGAUGGAGAUGGAGAUGGAGAUGAAGAUGAAGAUGAAGAUGAAGAUGAAGACGAAGAUGGAGAUGAAGAUGAAGAUGGAGCCACUUGA
Molecule: messenger RNA, 270 nt
Organism: Botrytis porri
Lineage: Eukaryota; Fungi; Ascomycota; Leotiomycetes; Helotiales; Sclerotiniaceae
Exons: 1
Coding region: 1-270 (89 amino acids)
Source: RefSeq, a predicted model, not a curated record